AUGGCGUUCUUUGGUAAAAUUGGGAAAUUACUCAAGAGCUCUGCUGUCAAGCACAUCAAUCAUGAUAUUUCUAUGUCUACUCCUUUGGCAUUCCAAGCGAUUAGAUCUAUGUCAUCUGCCAAGCUUUUUGUUGGAGGUAUUUCAUAUAGCACCGACGAUACCAGUCUCCGAGAACAUUUUGCUCGCUAUGGGGAAGUUAUUGAUGCAAAGGUUAUUAUGGAUCGUGAAACCGGCAGGUCCAGAGGUUUUGGCUUCAUAACUUAUACAACAAGCGAGGAUGCAUCUGCUGCCCUUCAGGCAAUGGAUGGCCAGGAUCUUCAUGGUCGGACAGUACGCGUGAACUAUGCUACAGAAAGGUCACGCCCUGGGUUUGGUGGCGGAGGUGGCGGCUAUGGUGGAGGUGGCGGCUAUGGUGGAGGUGGUGGAUAUGGCGGCGGUGGUGGUGGCUAUGGCGGCGGUGGCGGAUAUGGUGGUGGUGGAUUUGGCGGUGGUGGCUAUGGUGGUAGUACUUAUGGCCGUAAUGAUAAUAACAACAGUGGAAGCUAUGGAAGUGGUGGUUAUGGUGCUCCGGGAAGCUAUAGUGGUGGCAAUGCCAAGACUAGUUAUGCUGCUCCUGGUGAACACGGAAGCAAUUCUAAUCUGGGAUAUGAUGGUCAACAUGGUAGCCCCCAAGAUGGCGGUGUUUUCGUUGAGCCACUUGAAAACAACCAUGUGACAGAGAACAAUGACGAACCUAAUGACUACGCAGAGACCCGGAGGUGA
This is a messenger RNA of Lathyrus sativus (Indian pea), 762 nucleotides long. The record is from the annotation of a GenBank genome assembly. NCBI's taxonomy places the organism in Eukaryota, Viridiplantae, Streptophyta, Magnoliopsida, Fabales, Fabaceae.